CCCAACCGUACUCGGUUCAGUUUCAGCUAGCCCCAUCCCAUGGCUCCACCGCUCCCUGCCCUCGUCCUCACCGUCGUCGUCGCCAUCCCACUCUCAGCCGCGGCAGUGGUAUUCCCCACGGAAGCCCUGCCGACGAAAUCGGGCUACCUCCUAAUCUCGCCAGCCAACGCCUCGCUCUUCUUCGCCUUCUACGAGGCCACCCAACCGCUAACCGCGCCGGCCUCCGCGCCGCUCCUCCUCUGGCUGCAGGGCGGGCCCGGCUGUUCCGGCCUCAUCGGCAACUUCUUCGAGCUCGGCCCCUACUUCGUCAGCCCCGACAGCGUCUCCCUCUCGCGCAACCCCUUCGCGUGGAACCGCCGCUUCGGGCUCCUCUUCAUCGACAGCCCGCUCGGCACUGGGUUCAGUGCCGCGCCGUCCCCCGCCGACAUCCCCACCAACCAGUCCGUCAUCGCCGCGCACAUCCUCGCCGCGCUGCAGUCGUUCCUCGCCCUCGAUCCCAGCUUCCGCGCGCGGCCGUUCUUCCUCACCGGCGAGAGCUACGCCGGCAAGUACGUCCCCGAGGCGGGGGCGCACAUCCUGGACGUGAACCCGACGCUGCCGGAGGCGCUCCGCGUCAACCUCCACGGCGUGGCCAUCGGCAACGGGCUCACGCACCCCGUCGCGCAGGUCGCCACGCACGCGGACGCGGCCUACUUCUCGGGGCUCAUCAACGCGCGGCAGAAGCGGGAGCUGGAGGCGCUGCAGGCGGAGGCGGUGGCGCUGACCCGCGCGGAACGGUGGCGCGAGGCGGCGGACGCGCGGGGCCGGGUGCUGUCGCGGCUGCAGAACAUGACCGGCCUGGCCACGCUGUACGACGCGGCAAAGCAGCGGCCGUACCGGACGGACCCCGUGGGCGCGUUCCUGAACCGGCCAGAGGCCAAGGCGGCGCUGGGCGCGCGCGGGGACGUGGCGUGGGAGGAAUGCAGCGACGCGGUGGGCGCGGCGAUGCACGCGGACGUGAUGAGGAGCGUGGUGCCGCAGGUGGAGUCGCUGCUGCGGCGCACGCGCGUGCUGCUGUACCAGGGCGUCCGCGACCUGAGGGACGGCGUCGUGUCCACGGAGGCGUGGCUCGGCGAGGUGCGCUGGGACGGGCUGCCCGCUUUCCUCGACGCCGACCGCGCCGUGUGGCGGACGCGCGACGGGGACCUCGCGGGCUACGUGCAGCGCUCCGGCGCGCUCUCGCACGUGGUGGUGUACGGGGCCGGGCACCUGGUGCCAGCGGACAACGGCCGCGCCGCGCAGGAGAUGAUCGAGGACUGGGUGCUGCAGUCGGGGCCGUUCGGGCGCCGCGGUUGCGUCGUGGCGGCGGCAUGAGGAGCGCCACCUGAUGCCUGCCCUUGCGAACGAGUUUGUCGCAGGCUCGCAGCUCACAACUGUGCACCGAUAAUGAUAUUUGUAUCACCGAGUAAUAAUGUUAAUUGCAAUAGAAAAUACACUUUCUUAUUUAAAAAAUAAACAU
Panicum hallii is the source of this 1498-nucleotide messenger RNA. Its product is annotated as serine carboxypeptidase-like 50. The record is from RefSeq and is a predicted model, not a curated record. Lineage: Eukaryota; Viridiplantae; Streptophyta; Magnoliopsida; Poales; Poaceae. Gene Ontology annotation, biological process: proteolysis. Gene Ontology annotation, molecular function: serine-type carboxypeptidase activity. The transcript has a single exon. Bases 40 to 1353 code for a protein of 437 amino acids.